This is a messenger RNA of Giardia duodenalis, 1434 nucleotides long. Its product is annotated as putative Phosphatase 1 regulatory subunit. Lineage: Eukaryota; Fornicata; Diplomonadida; Hexamitidae. The transcript has a single exon. The record is from RefSeq and is a predicted model, not a curated record. Bases 1 to 1434 code for a protein of 477 amino acids. Gene Ontology annotation, molecular function: protein binding.
AUGCUGAAGAGAGACGAAGAGACAGAUGCAGCCGGCAAUCGACGGAUGACCCCGAAGGCACUCCGAAAGAUCUGUGUUGAAAAGGGAGGGUACGCGACACCGGAGCUCAACGACACCGUGUACUUCCAUUACAAGGGCUUUUCACGCAUCGAAAAUCUUGACGCAUAUGUCGGAGUGAAGGCCUUGUGGCUAGAGGGAAACGGCUUUUUCAAGAUUGAAAAUCUGGAACCACUGCAAAAUCUGGUGUGUCUUUUCUUGCAGGAGAACCUGAUUUCUAAGGUAGAAAAUCUGGAUAAGAACCCAACUAUCAGGCAGUUAAAUCUUGCAACAAAUCAGAUCAGAUCAAUCGGGGAUGGACUUUGCAAGCUCGUCAAUCUAGAGACUCUCAAUCUCUCCAACAACAUGCUAGAGACGGUCGAUGACCUCAGAGGGUUGGUUGAGGCUACUGAUCCCGACACGAACGAGCUGGUGCCCGUCUGUCAGAAUCUCUCCGUGCUAGACCUAUCUAAGAACCGGAUUGAGGACCCUGCUAUAGUAACUAUCCUUCAGCGUCUUCCUAAUUUGAAGGUUCUUAACCUCAUGAACAACAAGAUUGUGCGUACAAUGGAGCGGUACCGAAAGACGAUCAUUCAUGCAUGCCCAAAGUUGACAUAUUUGGACGAUCGGCCCGUCUUUGAUGAUGAGCGUCGCGCAGUCACGGCUUACUUUGCGGGAGGCCCUGAAGCAGAGAUAGCUGAGAGAAGACUGUGUCUGGCUGAAAAGCGCGCAGAAGAAUCUGCACAGUUUGUCUCAAUGCGUGCCUUUCUCAAUGGCACGUCACGUGACGAGUGCAUCCAGAUAGGCAAUCGAGAACGCGAACGCUAUAUGAAGAGGUUCCACGAAACUGGAGAGGUGGACCAAUAUGGUGGCCGGAAUCACGCUGAGGAGGUCACCGCGGCAGAUCCCAAGUACCUCUAUCCAAUUUGGUCUCUUGAGGAGGUCGAGUCUGUUUCUAAGGAGAGCCUCAAAUCACGGAUAGUGGUGCCCAUUCAACUACACAGCAUGGCAACCGCUUCGGCAAAAUCAGAGGAUGUCCCCGAGUUGGAAGAGGUCACACUUGAUGAAAGUGGCAAUGUGGUUACCGUGCCGUUGGCUAAAGAGGAAGUGGACUCUGCGGGGGAUAUAACGGAUAUUGGCUUUGAUACAGGCUUAGGCUCAGAGCGCGACUCUGAAGAUGUAUACUACGACAGUUUGCCUAGAAACACGCUCGACCCCCUUCCCUCCAAGGCUCUACCUCCUGCCAUGGAAGCAGACACUAGUAAUAAUGACCAGUUCACUUCAAAAGAUAAGCUAGAGCAAGGGCCGUGUGAACCUGUGCCGACGCAAGAGGAUGGACCGCCAGCCAACAAACAGGAAGAUAAGGAGGACGGAUGUGAUUUCUCCGAGCCGGAUUAG